AUGAAUUGGCAAAUAGAUUAUAAUUUAAAAGAUUUGUUGCGUAUAGUAACAAUUGUUUGUGGGUAUCUUUUGAUUAGAGUAUAUCUUCAAAAAUGGAUUAAAAGUAAACAAGCUAGAGAUUAUGAAACUAAAGACAAUGAUAAAAGUUUAGAGAAAGCUACACUUCAUUUAAAUACAGUAAUUGAGAAUGAUUUGGAGGAGGAAACACUUGUAUGGGGAGCUGUGCGUCGAAAAGAACAAAAAAUGAAAUUGGUUGAAUGA
This is a messenger RNA of Pneumocystis murina B123, 261 nucleotides long. RefSeq lists its product as hypothetical. The transcript is spliced from 2 exons. Bases 1 to 261 code for a protein of 86 amino acids. NCBI's taxonomy places the organism in Eukaryota, Fungi, Ascomycota, Pneumocystomycetes, Pneumocystales, Pneumocystaceae. The record is from RefSeq and is a predicted model, not a curated record.